Messenger RNA from Carcharodon carcharias (great white shark), 1893 nucleotides. Its product is annotated as protein phosphatase 1 regulatory subunit 3E. The transcript has a single exon. The record is from RefSeq and is a predicted model, not a curated record. Lineage: Eukaryota; Metazoa; Chordata; Chondrichthyes; Lamniformes; Lamnidae. Gene Ontology annotation, biological process: regulation of glycogen biosynthetic process. Bases 1 to 930 code for a protein of 309 amino acids. Gene Ontology annotation, molecular function: protein phosphatase 1 binding; glycogen binding. Gene Ontology annotation, cellular component: protein phosphatase type 1 complex.
AUGGAGAAGGCAGCGGUGCAGUCGGGCUUGUGCAUGCCGCGGAACUUCAGCUGCGUGGCCGGCUUGUACGGCAGCUUGGCCGGGGACUGCGCGGUGCCGGUGCCGGUGCCGGCGCCCGGCGCAGGAGACGCGGAGCUGCCGGAGGGCUGUAAGCGCAAGGGUCAGUGCGAGAAGCCGCGCAGCCGGGAGGGCGGCGGCACCACCACCGGCACCACCACCACCACCACCACCACCAGGGCGCCGAGCCCCGGCCAGAGGAGGAGAGCCAAGUCCUUACCGGCUCCCGGGGACCGGGCGGCCACCGUUUUGACCCGGGCCAGGAGCAAAAAGGUCCGCUUCGCAGACUCGCUGGGCUUGGAGCUGACCACCAUCCGGCACUUCUGCGACGCCGACGUGCCCCAGAUCCCACAGCGGGUGAUGGCCCGGCUGCGGGGCCAGCCGCCCGGCCACCUGCUGAGCAACGAGACGCUGGCCGUGUUCCUGGACGGCCCCGCUCACCUGCUGGAGCCUCUGUUCAGCAACCCGUGCGGCUCGCCGAACUUCCAGCAGCGGGUCCGGCUGGACAGGGUCUGCCUGGAGCGCAUCUCCACCGACCAGUUCAGUAUCCUAGGGGUGGUCCGGGUGUGGAACGUCGCCUACGAGAAGCAGGUGCUGGUCAGGUACACCCUCAACCAGUGGAAAUCCUUCAUGGACAUCGCUGCCUCCCACGCUGCCCACUGGGCGGACAGCCAGACCGACACCUUCUCCUUCAAGCUGGUGGCCCCCGUUUUCCUGGACACGGGCGGCACCCUCCAGUUCGCCAUCCGCUACCUGGUGGCGGGCCAGGAGUACUGGGACAACAACAGGGGCUCCGACUACCAGGUGCGAAGCCACAAGUUCAAAAUCUCCCCGCCCAAGGAGUGGGAAAACGGUUGGAUCCACUUCAUCUGAGAGAGGGGCAAGGAAAUGCUGCUAUCCCCACCAGGACAUGUCUCACAGACCCAGGGUGUCCUUUGUGUCUCCAUUGCAAUGAAAAAGAAACAAAAUGUGAGGCUCGGUUUUCUUUCCCCUGUUUAAACUGUUAUCACUUUAAAAAAAAACGGGCAUUCUGAUUCGUUCAUCUAAGCAAGAAGUAUCUAUGUUUCUAUUUAGGGAAAGUUGGUCACAGUUAUUUUUUAAGUCCAGAAGUUGACUUGAGUUUUGGUUUUGACUAGGGAUGCCUGAUGUUUACUUGACCUGGUUUACAUCAAUAGCAGCACAAUAAACCUAUGCAAAGACAGAAGGAAUGAUGUGUGAUCACAUCCAACACAGCCAUAGAUAGACGGAGAUAGGUGAAGCUUCUGUUUCCGAGGCCAUUUUAGACAAGAGUAAUUUUUUUAACCUUUUUAAUGCACUUUGCGGUUCCAAAAUGGCACUUUCUAUAGAUUGCAUCGUACAGCAACUAGUGUAGCUCAUUCUUAAGGCCUAAAAAGUAUCCUAGCGUAUUAAAACCUUUUCUUGACUUCUGCGAGCGUGCUGUAAGUCAUGUCAAAACAUUCCUUGGUGCCACUUCCUCUAACUCUCACCCUUUCCCACUGGCUGGCACUAUUGAAAGGAGGUGACCUGAAUAACCUUUCAGUCUUGAGAAGGGCGUUGACAAUAGAGGCAAGUUUCUUAUAAUGACCUUUAGGUAGUCAGGAAAAAGGGAAGUGGAGUCAAAUAGAGAUGUAGUAUAGAGAUAUAGUGUUACAGACUUGUGAAGUAAGCUUCCAGAGAGUACAGUUGAAGUGAAAAGGGUCGCCCUGAUGUAUUUCUUAGUCAGAGAACUGAUUAAAAUCUGGCAAAAUGAAAGUUAGGCAUUCUGAUCAAAGUUCUGGAUUUUUCUAGUUUUAUAGAAAUGGUAUUAUAAAGGAUAUAACAGACUAUAUUAAGAGU